CAUGUGAGAAAGAGAGAGAGAGACGGCGGUGACAAUGGUGAUGCCGAUGACGAUCUGAAUUUCUGCCUCACAACGUCGAUAAGAGGCAACCCUCAUCAAGCGCCCGUGUCCACACGCGGCUCCCUCUCGUCCCCACACCCACAACCUGCCUCCCCACAUAAACCAAAUUCACAAGCCGAGGUAGUAGUACUCGAUCGAGAGAGAACCAGAGUGCGAGUCCUCAAGGUAUUGUCAGCCAUGGCUUCUGCUACCCUUUCUUCAUCCCACAUUGCCCUCAAGGCCGCCGCAGCCUCCUCUUCCUCCUCCUCUUCCUCUUCAAGGGCUUCCUCGUCUCUCUCUUGGUCCAAGCCCCUUGCGGGACGUGGCCUCCGCUCCUCCCCGCUCUCCCCUUCCUCCCUCCGCUUCUCUGCCUCCGAUUCCGCCGACUCCCUCCUCGCCGCCAUCCGCUCUCCCAUUCGCUCUGGUCUGCCAGCCCGCGGCCUCGUCGUCUCAAUGGCUAAGAAGAGCGUCGGCGAUCUCUCCGCUGCAGAUUUGAAGGGGAAGCGGGUCUUCGUCCGGGCGGACCUCAACGUUCCCCUGGACGAGAACCAGAAUAUCACCGAUGACACGAGGAUCAGAGCUGCGGUUCCGACCAUCAAGCAUUUGAUCUCAAAUGGCGCCAAAGUCAUUCUCUCCAGCCAUCUGGGACGUCCAAAAGGUGUCACACCAAAGUACAGCUUGAACCCUCUUGUCCCCCGGUUGUCUGAACUCCUUGGUAUUAAGGUUGACAAAGCUGAUGACUGCAUUGGUGAAGCAGUAGAGAAGCAGGUGGCUGCACUUCCAGAUGGAACUGUUUUGCUUCUAGAAAAUGUCAGGUUUUACAAGGAAGAAGAGAAAAAUGAUCCAGAGUUUGCCAAGAAACUGGCUUCACUUGCAGAUCUGUAUGUAAAUGAUGCGUUUGGUACUGCACAUAGAGCUCAUGCUUCAACAGAGGGAGUGACAAAGUUCUUGAAGCCUUCAGUGGCUGGAUUCCUUUUGCAGAAGGAGCUGGAUUAUCUUGUUGGUGCUGUUUCAAAUCCCAAGAGACCAUUUGCUGCCAUUGUUGGAGGUUCAAAGGUGUCAUCGAAGAUAGGAGUGAUUGAGUCGCUAUUGGAAAAGGUUGAUAUUCUUCUUCUUGGUGGAGGAAUGAUCUUCACAUUUUACAAGGCACAAGGUCUUUCAGUGGGAUCGUCACUAGUGGAAGAGGAUAAGCUCGAUCUUGCAACCACACUUCUUGAGAAAGCCAAAGCCAAAGGAGUAUCUCUCUUGUUGCCCACUGAUGUUGUUAUUGCUGACAAAUUUGCUCCUGAUGCCAACAGCAAGACUGUUCCAGCUUCUGCGAUCCCUGAUGGUUGGAUGGGACUUGAUAUUGGUCCUGACUCCAUCAAGACUUUUAGUGAGGCAUUGGACACUACUCAGACAGUAAUAUGGAACGGUCCCAUGGGAGUCUUUGAGUUUGACAAAUUUGCAGUGGGAACUGAGGCCAUUGCUCGGCAACUUGCGGAUCUGAGUGGCAAAGGAGUGACAACAAUCAUAGGUGGUGGAGAUUCGGUUGCUGCAGUUGAGAAAGUAGGAGUUGCAGACAAGAUGAGCCACAUCUCUACAGGAGGUGGUGCUAGCUUGGAGUUGUUGGAAGGGAAGGUUCUUCCUGGAGUUCUGGCUCUUGAUGAAGCCGUCCCUGUCACUGUGUAAGGCAUUGAAGACUUGACAUGGUGAUUAGCUUGUUAGUGGUGAAAGCUUUGUAGAGUGUUUUGGAACAAUCUGAUGGUAAAUUCUGAUUUUUGUCUGAUCUUUUCUGGA
Messenger RNA from Nymphaea colorata (pocket water lily), 1818 nucleotides. Its product is annotated as phosphoglycerate kinase 3, cytosolic. Gene Ontology annotation, cellular component: cytosol. Gene Ontology annotation, molecular function: ADP binding; phosphoglycerate kinase activity; ATP binding. The transcript is spliced from 6 exons. NCBI's taxonomy places the organism in Eukaryota, Viridiplantae, Streptophyta, Magnoliopsida, Nymphaeales, Nymphaeaceae. The coding region runs from base 238 to 1710 and encodes 490 amino acids. Gene Ontology annotation, biological process: glycolytic process; gluconeogenesis. The record is from RefSeq and is a predicted model, not a curated record.